AUAACAUUGUUAUUUGAAUCGAAUCGAAAUAUUUUUGUGGAAGCCAAUGAAUCAAAGGUACCUGGUUGUGAAGGAGGUGCUGUAUACAAUAAAGAUAACAAUGACUUAAUAGGAGUGGUUGUUAGCACAACAUUUGAUUGGAAUAGUGAAAAUGCGACUUUAACACUUGUGGCUAAAUUCAAUGAAAUCAUGGCUGAAUUUAUAGAACAGAGCAAAUUAACUUCAAUCAAUAUAGAAAAUGAAUUGGACAUAUAUCAUGACUCCAAAUUUAACAACAGAGACGCAUUUGAUUACAAAAGCUUGAACUACGUUAGACAAGAUUCAUUGAAAUUUGAAAAUUUUAUUGUCCUAAUUCAAAGUGGAGAGAGUUGGGGUAGUGGAUGUUUUGUUAAAAUCAAAGAAGUACGUAUGAUUAUAACAUGUGCUCAUGUGUUGGAAAAUCAUAACGGAAAUGUUCAUUGUACUUGGAAAUUUGGUCAUUUUGAAAGUAAAAUUAUAUUCAAAAAUCCAUAUUUUGAUGAAGCAUUUGAUAUAGCAAUAUUAGAAGCACCACAGAAUAUUCCUGAGCAGAAUUUUACUAAGUGUUAUACGACACCUACGAAAAUUGGUCAAAAAGUGUAUUCAUCCGGUUUUCCGCAUUUCACCAGUUUGGGUAAAGUACAUGAGUUCUUUCCCAGCAUUUUUGAAGGACGCAUUACAAAAAUCUCUAAGGGUGUUAUAUUCAGCGAUGCCAGUGUACAAUCAGGUCAGAGUGGAGGACCAAUGUUCAACCUUGAUGGUCAUUUGAUUGGCAUUACAAUAUCAAAUUCCAGAGACGAAGCUUAUCAGCUUAUUUAUCCAAAUGUUAAUAUGUCUGUGCCUGUUUUCGAAAUAUUCCCCAUUCUACAACAAUACGGAAAGUCAAAAGAUGAAAAACAUUUGCAAAACUUAGUGGCAAACAAUGAAGUGAAAAGCAUUUGGGCCUUGGAAACACCAAAAAUUUUAUGUAAAUUGUAAAAAGAAAAUGUGAUCUUAAUAAAGAAUUUUUUUUAUUAAAUUGAAUACACA
Molecule: messenger RNA, 1047 nt
Organism: Contarinia nasturtii (swede midge)
Lineage: Eukaryota; Metazoa; Arthropoda; Insecta; Diptera; Cecidomyiidae
Product: peroxisomal leader peptide-processing protease
Exons: 5
Coding region: 190-996 (268 amino acids)
Biological process (GO): protein processing; regulation of fatty acid beta-oxidation
Cellular component (GO): peroxisome
Molecular function (GO): serine-type endopeptidase activity
Source: RefSeq, a predicted model, not a curated record